CGCACCGGAAGACCGUCAGAGCGGCGCGUGCGCGCAGGGGCCCGAGCGAGGGCGAAGCCGGCGGCGCCAUGCUGUCCCCCGAAGCUGAGCAAGUGCUGCGGUACCUGGUCGAGGUGGAGGAGCUCGCCGAGGAGGUGCUGGCGGACAAGCGGCAGAUUGUGGACCUGGACACAAAGAGGAAUCAGAACCGAGAGGGCCUGAGGGCCUUGCAGAAGGAUCCCAGCCUUUCUGAAGAUGUGAUGGUUUGCUUCGGGAGCAUGUUUAUCAAGAUGCCGCACUCUCAGACAAAGGAAAUGAUCGAGAAAGACCAGGAUCAUCUGGAUAAAGAAAUAGAAACACUCCAGAAACAACUUAAAGUGAAAGUCAACCGCCUUUUUGAGGCCCAAGGCAAGCCGGAGCUGAAGGGCUUUAACUUGAACCCCCUCAACCAGGAUGAGCUUAAAGCUCUCAAGGUCAUCUUGGAAGGAUGAGACUCAAGAACCAAGAUGGGGGACCAGUUACCAGCAUCCCCCUUGGGGUCUUGGAGGCCCAGGACCCUCUAACCUUGGAACCUGCAGGGACAGGAGCAGCCUUAUGAGGGGACCAGCAUCAGGAAUGUGUCCAGGCUCCCGUGUGAAGCGUCUCUCUCUGUAGUGCUUAGCUGCUCUGUGACGGCAGAAGGGAAUUGUCAGCCUGUCCGUGUUUGCUGGACCUGGCCAGGGCUCAGUGGACACAAGACUUGCUGACAGGGCCUGGCAGCCACUGGAGGACGUGGGAGGCAGUGCCCAUGAGGGUGUGAGAAUGACUGCGGCAGGCACUUCUCCACAGUGGCCCACUGUUCACAGGGGCCCUGGACGGGAGGUGGGGCAGAGCCGGAGAGUCGUUCCAGUCUUCCUCUGUGAAGGGGGAGAGGCCUCUUCAGGCAGCUGGAAUGGAAUUGGGGUCGAGAGGAGGUUCCUGGGUGCCUCCCGUGAAGAGCAGCAUUUGGCCAUGUGGUUCACUGCAGCCACCCCAGGGGCGGGCACACCUUCCCCCACUGCCUCCACUGUCGAGAGUGGUGCUGCUUAUCAGCCCAGGGGCCCUGCAGCGUCCAGCACCAGGAUGGGCGAGUGGGCCUUGCUGUGCCACACGUGUCAAGGAUGCCCCCCACCCUCCUGAAAGGCCCGGCCAGCGCUGCGAGUCCCGUCUGCCUCCCACGGUCUGAGGGCCUAGUGUGAAUGUGCCCCAAGGGCAGAACCGUCUUGUCCUCCCUGGGGGCUCAGUAAAUUGCAGCUGGAUGAAUGAACAGUGGCACCUCAUCUUUCCUCCUUUGGUCCUUCACCGAGGGCCCACCGCUCCUUGUAGAAUACUGCCUGAGAAGGGAAGGUGGCUCUUGCCUUGAAAUGCACCUGGGACUAAACAGGCAGUCAGCAACAGUAAGUGGCAGCAUGACGAAGGCACACCUGGCCUGGGCCCUCGUCCCACCUGGCUCUGGCCAGUGGGUAUAUAGAAGCACCGGCUGGUAUGGCCAAUCCUAAGCUUUUUUAGGGAGAAGCCAGAAAUGUGGAUUGUUAAGUUGACUCUCCUGUGUUUUAAAUGUUGCUUACUAGUUCAGAAGAUGUUUAAAGAUGUGAGUGUUGUCAUACAGAACACUUCACGUGAGCCAGUUUGACCCAGACAGCAGGUUUACAUCCUCUAGAGUUUUGUGGAAACGCUGUGUUUUCCCCAUGAGAGCCCUAAGAAGAAGGGAGGUGGAACUGGAAGAAAACUGCACGUCCAUCCACAGGGACUAAAGGGAUCAGUAGCUCCAGACAGAAUAUCAUACAACUGUCAACAAGAACGAGACCAAGCUCCAGGCCACAUUAUAGUGAGAGAGACAAGCGGCAGGACACGCGACUUGCAAGCUACCUGUCAGCUGCAGGGAGCACAGGGUGGGAGGAAUGGACAUCUCACCAUAUACCCUUGGGUAACAGUUUUGAAUUUGAAACUACUGGAAUGUGUUUAUUAUUUUAAAAUGUAAAUAAAGUCAAGAGUUGCAGAAUCCA
Carlito syrichta (Philippine tarsier) is the source of this 2003-nucleotide messenger RNA. It is a transcript of the gene PDRG1, whose product is annotated as p53 and DNA damage regulated 1. Gene Ontology annotation, cellular component: prefoldin complex. The record is from RefSeq and is a predicted model, not a curated record. Bases 69 to 470 code for a protein of 133 amino acids. The transcript has 5 exons. Gene Ontology annotation, biological process: protein folding. Lineage: Eukaryota; Metazoa; Chordata; Mammalia; Primates; Tarsiidae.